ACUUAGAGCUUAAGAAAAGGCAUGGAAUCUUAUCCAUAUAACCAAAAGAAUGUGAUCAAGACCUUGUGUUCCCACAAUAAGGAUGUUUUUCUUGAUACCUUGAGGAGAAUUAUCAAAGAAAAAAGAUUUGAAGCCGAUUAUGAGAGAGUAAAUUUAGGAGUUAAAAUAAAAUGUAAUGGAGAAUCAAUUUUGCAUAGAGUAUUAAAGUAUAAAGAUUCUGUUACACUCGAAUUUGUUAAAAAGUUUGCGAGGGAAAAACCUGAACUUUUAAAAGAGCUUAGAGAUUCAAAAGAAGUUACGGAAUCGGAAGUUAGCAACUUUCGGGGUCAAUCUCCCCUGCACGUUGCAAUAGUCAACGGAUAUGCUGACGCCGUUGAAGCAAUUUUAAAAAUUGCUGCUGAAAAUAACAUCACCCGAGAAUUGCUUUGCAUCCCUGCAACGGGUAAAAAAUUCAAGAAGACGGUUUUAAUGGGGCAGCUUCCAUUGAGCGCUGCUGCUCUUGCUUGUAGGAACGAAGAAUUUGAAAUAUUAGAUAUACUAUUUAAAAAUGAUGCUAUAUAUACUAUUGCGAACCAAAACCAGGAAGGUGACACUGUAUUUCACUCCUUGAUCAAAUAUGCAGAUAUUCAUUCUGAUCAAAUGCAGCAUAUUGAGCCCACAUUCACAUUCAUUUGGAAUAAAUUUUCCGAACAAUGCAAAAAAUCGAAGUCUACGAAAGUAACAGAUAUUCUUUUCUGGGAAAACAAAUCAGGCAUGACACCACUCCGAUUAUCUGCGAAACUUGGAGUCAGUGAGCUUUUUAAUUAUUUAAUCAAUAUUGAAGGUGUCUACUGCUCUCCAAACAUAAAAGAUGGUCUCUUUGACAUCAAGAAGUACGAUGUAACUGAAUUUGAUCGAUUGAUUAGCCAUACAGAGAAUUUGGAAGAAUGUCAAAAACAAAAAAUCUCAAUUUUAGAGAGUAUUUUCAAUUCAAAUUGUACUCGUAAAGAAGCAUUUCAAAUUCUGAAUCAAGAAUUAGUAAAAUUAAUUCUGGAUAAAAAAUGGCGCACCUACCAGAAAGUCCUCAUUCUUUGGAUGUUUCUACAUAUUAUUUUCAUGUGUUUUUUAACAACAACGACAAUUGAAAAAACGAGGCAUUAUUUUCUUUCCCAGAACAAUGAGACCACGAUUUCGUUUGAUGUUGGAGAGUUUUCUACAGCAAUAGUUUAUAUAGAAUUGUUGAUAUUUUUGGUGGGCGGAAUAACGUACCUUUUCUUCUUUUGUUUGUGUUUCAAAGAAUUAGUCAGACGUUGUAGAGCGGAACAUGGAAGUCAUUACAAUUCCGGAAUAAUAUUGCAUAAUUUAGACUACAUUGUGUGUUUAUUGUUCACGUCUCUUGGUGCAUUAGUAGAAUCCGUCCUCUUUCCUCUUAAAAUUCACUGGGACUAUCAUUUAGUAUUUGCAUUCAUAUCUGGCUGGUAUUUUAUGCUGUAUUUCUCUCCUUUUCGAAAAGAAAUCGUUUCUUUUACAUACAUGAUAAAAUCAGGGUUUUUUGAAGAUUUUGUUCCCUUUGCAUCUGUUUAUUGUUGUCUAUUGAUUUCGUUCACAACAAUUAUGUUUAUGCUUUUCCAUGGCACGAAUGAUGUAGAAGACUUUAAUAGCUUUGAAAGUUCCCUAUUAGCGAUGUUUAAAUUAGGAGUAGGUUUGAAUGACAUAGGGAUGCUGAAUCAGGCUAGGAUACCAUGGCUUGCUCACACAAUAUUCGUAGUGUUUGUUGUUCUUUCAUUCAUUCAUUUGUUCAACGCUUUGAUUGCUGUGAUGUCACAGACCUUCUCUGGGGUUCAUGAUUAUAGAAACUCUUACGCUCUAUAUAACAAAUUAAGAAUGAUAGAAUUGUUCGAAGACAUAAUUUUAUUCAGGGUAAAAUCAAAAUACCCAUUUAAACCUCUCUUUAACCGGGCAAAACAUUGGGAUAAAGAUGAUGAUGACAUUGACGAUGAAAUAUCAAUCGUUAACAGAAGCGUUAGAACGGAUAGAUUUAAAAAUGGAAAACAAGAAAGACAGGUGCGCUUCUAUUCUACAAUGGAGCUGGUUGACCUGGAAGACAAUAGAGAUGACAAGGAAGAGAAGAAAAAGAUAAUGAAUGACACUAUGACAAAGCACUUGCUUAAACAAAGAGGAACUAAAAGAAAAACUCCAAAUUUAAAGAAAUCCAGCAAAACUAAUCCCGAGAAAGACAUAAUAUUCGUUAAUAUCCAAAAAUGUAACAAAUCAUCUCAAUAUCCAGAAGGCACUACACUUCCUAAAUGGUAAAUUAAAUGCUGUCAAAGCGGCGUGGUCACGAUUUUCUUCAAAUUUUACAUUUCCAUUGUAAUAUUCUGAUCUGGUCGACUAAAAUUUUGUCAAUUUUUCAGCUACAUUAUCUGAUACAGGGCUCAUAUUUUUUCGUAACCUCACCAAAGCUCGUAUCAUGUUGUUGUAAAUAUAUGUAGUAUAUGCUGGUAAAAGCAUUUUUGUCACGAUGUUUUUCUAUAUACAAUAUUUUUGUGAACAUGAUUACACAGUUUCUAGUGUUAUCACUACUUAAUUUGAUUUAUAAAAUGCACUUUUUAUCAAGCAAUCUAGACGUAAACAAACACAUGGCACGAACCAUGUUUACAUAGAAUAAAAUUAUGGGCUCUGUUUACAACUAAUGGUUAACGUUUGAAUGGCCAUUAGAAAUACCGAAGUUAAGAAUUGUGAACAUUAAAAUUAGAAAAGCUAAACUUUUUUAAAAAAAACAAAACCCAUGUCCCUUGAUGUCCAACCGUAAAUACGUCCUUGAUUUCCAAAAAAGAUUUUUAUGUAAAUAUUCUAUCUACGAUAAUGAGGUUAUUCAUUCACAUAAUUGUUAUAAAAGAUGGACAAUAUUAAUAACUUUUAAAAAAUAUUUGUUAAAUUUAUGUUAUGUAUAUGUCUUUUUGCUAUAUUUUUAAAUAUGUCACUAUGAUAUAUUUUGUCUCUUUCAUACAUUAAGUGUCAUUGUGUUACUUAAAUAUGUGAUUACUACAUUAAAUGUCAGUAAACUGUAUAAAAAAAAAAUAAUAA
Messenger RNA from Magallana angulata, 3066 nucleotides. RefSeq names its product transient receptor potential cation channel subfamily V member 4-like. Gene Ontology annotation, biological process: calcium ion import across plasma membrane. Gene Ontology annotation, cellular component: membrane. The record is from RefSeq and is a predicted model, not a curated record. The coding region runs from base 22 to 2292 and encodes 756 amino acids. NCBI's taxonomy places the organism in Eukaryota, Metazoa, Mollusca, Bivalvia, Ostreida, Ostreidae. The transcript has a single exon. Gene Ontology annotation, molecular function: protein binding; calcium channel activity.